Protopolystoma xenopodis is the source of this 405-nucleotide messenger RNA. NCBI's taxonomy places the organism in Eukaryota, Metazoa, Platyhelminthes, Monogenea, Polystomatidea, Polystomatidae. The record is from the annotation of a GenBank genome assembly.
AUGUUGAAGAAUGCUGCUGCGGUCCCAAUCGCCAUUGAGUCUAAUUGUUCCUACUCAAAAAGCGGGAUUUAUAACAGUUUGGGCAAUGUUAAGAUUACUGAUUGCGAAGGUAGCGUAGAUACCAACAUUGCUACAUCGGCAGAUUAUUCUAUCGGCCGAACCUCGCCCAAUUUACCAGAUUGCCGACGGCGGAACUGUCUAUCUUGGUACUCCAUCUCAGCUCACUCCAACUCGUCUGCACCUGGUUGCAGAUCUCCAGGUAGCCAAUCAGGCGGGUCUUGCCAGAGCAGGAUACAGCAUUAUACUGUAUCUCCGGAUCAAAGCUGCACCCUUAUGUCUUUGGAUGAGAUUAUCAACGGCAGUGUACGCCUCAUCAUUUCUAUUCAUUUAUUUGCUGCACAUUAG